AGAGGGCUGACUCGAGCUCAUGAUGAGAGCCGUGCAAAGAAACCUUUCCUCUCCGGAGCCGCUGCUUUAUUUUUCACGGGGAUCACCGGUAGGAAGAGAAAAGAUCAUAUUGGGAUACUGGCUUGGUUAUACCACGACGGACAUAAGCUGACUCGUCAGUGAAUGAUAUUAAUUUGCACGUGUUUUCUCAGACCUGACGAAAUAUAUUCAUUUAAGUUCUCUUAUGUCUAAAAUGCAAAAGGUCCUUGUGAUAAACGAUGAUCUCUGCAUAGUUUUAAAUGCAGGGCAAAGCGGUUUCUCAUAUUAAAUGCACUUUGGUUCCGCCUGGAACAGCCGGGCGCAAACAGUUACCGGAGUCCAGCGCAUCUCCUUCGUCCAUGCCGUUUUUGCGGAACGAUCUUCCAUAAGACUGUCGGAAGAAAGAGGAUUUUAUUAUUGUUUUUUUAUUCCUAAAUGGAUCGCCAUACUAGUUUAAUUUCUAUUUGGCUUCAGCUGGAACUUUGCGCCAUGGCUGUUCUCCUAAUAAAAGGGGAAAUAAGGUGUUACUGUGACGCCCCGCACUGUGUCGCCACCGGCUACAUGUGCAAGUCACCGCUAAACGCCUGCUUCACGAGGGUCCUGGACCCCCGCAAUGUGAACUCGCCCCUCGGCCACGGGUGCGUGGACUCGCUCGCCCCCCUCGACGUGUGCGCGCCUAGGGGCGUGGAAGGCGCGCCGGGGGGCUCCGGCGCGGCGCGGUGCUGUCACGACGAUAUGUGCAAUUACAGAGGACUGCGAGACCUGGAGCCGCCUAAAGAGCACGGCGGCCGGCAUGAGCAGGACGGUGGCACCCGCAGCCUGAUCACCAAGGUUCAGGAGCUGGCGUCGGCGAGGGAGGUGUGGUUCCGCGCGGCCGUCAUCGCCGUGCCCGUGGCGGGCGGCCUCAUCCUGGCACUGCUGGUGAUGCUGGCCCUGCGCAUGCUGCGCAGCGAGAGCCGCAGCCUGCGCCUGCAGCGGCAGCAGACGCUGGCCCGGCUGCAGCACGGCUUCCGUGGACAUCGCCACAGCAACGAGAAGGGACUCCACCCGGCUAAGUUAGACGUGGGGUACGGGAGCCCUGUAGCCGGUUUACAGAGUGACGGUGCCUGCCCGGCCUGUGACAAGAUGUACACGCCGGUCCUGGGCGGGCAAGGCAUUCUCUCCCUGGUACACUGGGAGACGUACAGGGGGCCCCAGAAGCAGGAAUUUGUCUGACCCUCCCUUUGGAGCCAGGCGGAACUUCCCAUAACCAUGUGGUCAGACUGUACCAUUUACAGAAGGCAGGGGGAGAACUGAAGCGAAUUACUUUUAAUUUUUUUUCUUGAUUGCACUUUACCUGAAAUAAAGGCUCAGUCCACAUGGAGCAGUAAUUUAAUUUGAGGCCGUCGGAGACGGUCGUACUUGAGCCCACUGGGUCCUGGACUUCUGUCGAUUGCUGAAGGAUUCCAAAAUAUGUAUUAUUUGCACAUCCGUAUAAAAGAGUAGGUCGUCUUGCUUUAAAUGGAAGAAGGUCACUUUGACCUGAGUGUAGAAGGCUUUUUGCAGAGGGAGGAUGUGUAUAUCAGUGUUAGGAAUGCACCUUCCUUAGUGUCUGUUUUGUUUGUUUGUUUGUUUGUUUGUCAUUUUUUAAAUAGCAUUAUUUUGACUGGUAAACUGUUGGUUGUUCCCCACCUCCAACCCUCAGAUGGAGGGGGGGCUUUCAGAAGCUGAAAGAGUUCUUACAUUUCCACGGAAGCAUCUGGAAGCUGAAAAGCGGAAUCAAUAUAACAUAGUUCAUGUAAUGAAUAUGCACAAGCUAAACAUCUAGCUGCUGUUCAAAUGUUUUAUUGACUGUACCUAUGAAUAGCCGGCUUUCUAACGGUGUCAAUUGAUUUGGUUCGUUUGCUUGUUUAAUUUGUCCUAC
Molecule: messenger RNA, 1921 nt
Organism: Paramormyrops kingsleyae
Lineage: Eukaryota; Metazoa; Chordata; Actinopteri; Osteoglossiformes; Mormyridae
Product: BMP and activin membrane-bound inhibitor homolog
Biological process (GO): negative regulation of transforming growth factor beta receptor signaling pathway; positive regulation of canonical Wnt signaling pathway; transforming growth factor beta receptor signaling pathway
Molecular function (GO): frizzled binding
Source: RefSeq, a predicted model, not a curated record